Messenger RNA from Gossypium arboreum, 1727 nucleotides. RefSeq lists its product as uncharacterized. The record is from RefSeq and is a predicted model, not a curated record. NCBI's taxonomy places the organism in Eukaryota, Viridiplantae, Streptophyta, Magnoliopsida, Malvales, Malvaceae. Bases 402 to 1217 code for a protein of 271 amino acids. The transcript is spliced from 2 exons.
UGUUACAUUUGCUUAUUCUAAUGCUUCCUUUGAUUUUAUUAGUUGGAAGAUUUUGAACGAGCAGUUAACUCAUCAGCUAGGAUGGACCGGCCUCACUCUAGGGAGGCUGUGAUUUUUAGACAAAAGGAGUUUGUUAGUGCUAUUAGAGAACAGAUCAACAAUGUUGAGAAAAGCUUGGAGGAAAUGGCAAUGGGAAAUCACGCUAAAAACUCUGAAUGGAAAAACUUGAAUGAACAAGAUAAAGAUAAUUUGGCAUUAUUCCUUUCUAGGGGAUUAACAAUCACUGUUAUGAGUUCGGUGAUAGUGACAUAUUUAAAAGAUUUCUUGAUCCAACCACGGCAUCAUGCUCAACAGAUGCUGGAAUUGUUGGAAAUGAAUGUGGAGAAAUUGAAGAAGUGAAUAUGAAUGGUAAUGCUUAUGGUAGCCAUUAUUAUGAUUCUUUGGAGGAGAGUAACCUAAGGAAAGUGGAUUCUCAAAUUUCUAUGAAAUUGGGUCUAAAUGCAAUGAAUUCUUUCCAAGAGAGUUCUUGUAAUAGGAAUGCUGACGAUGGAAGUUGGUAUAUAGAAGCUGGUGAUAGCAAACCUAAGUGUUUCUUCCAUGAGAAUAAGCUGAGAUGCUCUUCCAGCAGUAUGAAUCUCAUUGGUUUCUUCAAUAAUCUAUGGGGAGGAAGGGUUCCUAGCAGUUAUACAAAGCGAUUAAAAGAUGGGGAAGAAGAGCAUUCUCCUUUGCACAUUGAUGCUUCUCAUGCUGCACAGGGCCAGCAUAUUGGACUAUGUUCAACACUUAAAGACCAUGGCCUACAGGGAUUACAUGGGUUUCUGACAAAGGUCAUGCACUUGAGGAGGAGGCUUGGGGCAUGCAAUGCCAGAUUUGAUAGAUUUUCAUAUCUCGUUAAAGUUAAUCAGCGGUCCAUAAAAAUGAUAUUGGCAAUAGUAUUUGUCUUCACACUUUUAGGUAAGUGCACUAUUUGUACAUACCAUCUUCUAUUUGAUUUACUCUACUUGUCCCUGCUAAAUUCAAAUCUAAUAUUCCUGAUAUUUAAUUUUAUAUUAUUUAUAGUAGAUAAUACUUCUUUAGAUUCGCUGUUCAAAUCUAAUUCAGUUACCUCUCCUAAAUUAUUAACUUGUUGUUCAAUUUUAUUAAUUUUACUAUAUAAUUUAUUAAAAUAUAUAGAGGUUAUAUCCAUUAAACUAUUAAAUCCUUUACUAAAGGUCUAAAUAUUAUUUUCAUUCUUAGAGUCUAUAUGCAUAGUAUGAUUGCAUGUUUUAUCUUUAUAUAAGCAAUUUGUUUCUUCCAUAUUAUUUAUCUAUGGUACCUAAGACAGUCUGUUAUGUUAUUAUGUCUUAGCACUCAAAGGCCUAACGUCUUUCUCAGACUAAAACAGGCAAAACUAAGACAAAAUAAUAUAUGUAUGGGCCACAUUUCUUUUAUUAACAAAAAUAUUAUAAUGUUUAGUUUGUUAUUAGCUCUUAUACCAAUUACGGGGAAUGAGGGAUGCAGAAGAAGAAAGAUUAUAUUAUUACAAAAGGAAAGUUUACAAAAGAAAGAUUACAAGGAGAGGAUAUUUCAAAAGUAAAAGUUUCUAAGACUAUUUUGGAUUUUGAUAUCGAUCUUCGAUGCCUUGUUUAGGCUACAUACAUCUCUAUUUAUAGUAAAAUUUCUUAAUUCUAUUUAAUUUUUCUUUAAUCCCGCAUAGUGUUUCUGAUAAGGAUCCUGUCUCAUCAUUA